Molecule: messenger RNA, 624 nt
Organism: Postia placenta MAD-698-R-SB12
Lineage: Eukaryota; Fungi; Basidiomycota; Agaricomycetes; Polyporales; Adustoporiaceae
Exons: 7
Biological process (GO): DNA repair
Source: RefSeq, a predicted model, not a curated record
CAUGAUAGGGGGCGCAUCAUUCUCAUUUCUGGGACAGUAUUGAUGAACAAAGAAGCGGAUCAGAUUUUCAAGGAGUAUCAACAGCAAGCUGAUAGCGGUGAACUUCUCUUCAGGCGCUGGCCUCUCAGAGCGGUUUGCCGAGGCACACUGUUAACCAAUUACUUCUCUCAGAACUCUGGCGAACCAUAUCAGUAUGUUGGGGGCACCGACAACACGGUUCCUUGGGACGCCGCACCUUCUGCGGUCUGUCGUGCUCUCGACUUGAUCCAGCAGCGCAUGAAAGAUACUCUUAACAUGCCAUCGAGAUUUAAUGAGGUUCUAAGCGCGGCUUACAUGGAGAAGCAGAAAAUGGCGUUUCACAGCGAUAGUGAACGCGGCCUAGGCCCAACAGUUGCCUCGCUUUCUCUCGGAUCGGCUGCGUACAUGUAUUUCCGCCCCCUAAGCAAAUACAGUGGUGACAAAGGAAAAGGCUCUAGCAACAUCGCCCUCACGUUGUACUUGCGCCAUGGCGAUGUUUUGGUCAUGGAUGGCGAGGGUAUUCAAAAAUACUACGAACAUACUGUUGAGCCAAUCAACUUCCGGAUUGCCGCAACAGCUCGAUCCAUUGACAGUUGUAAUCAUUAA